Messenger RNA from Diceros bicornis minor, 3239 nucleotides. RefSeq names its product calcium activated nucleotidase 1 (gene CANT1). The coding region runs from base 104 to 1309 and encodes 401 amino acids. The record is from RefSeq and is a predicted model, not a curated record. NCBI's taxonomy places the organism in Eukaryota, Metazoa, Chordata, Mammalia, Perissodactyla, Rhinocerotidae. Gene Ontology annotation, molecular function: GDP phosphatase activity; calcium ion binding; UDP phosphatase activity. Gene Ontology annotation, biological process: proteoglycan biosynthetic process. The transcript is spliced from 4 exons.
CGGAAGUCGACCGCCGGUCGGACCCGGCCCUGCCCGCAGCGAGUCCCAGCCGCCCGCGGGCCCCGGAGCCUGCCCGCACCGGGUCCACCUGUCCUGCAGUCUGAUGCCUGUUCAGCCCUCCGACCACCUGGAAUGGAAUGAGUCUAUGCACUCCCUCCGGAUAAGUGUAGGGGGCCUUCCUGUGCUGGCGUCCAUGACCAAGGCUGCAGACCCCCGCUUCCGCCCCCGCUGGAAGGUGAUCCUGCCAUCCUUUGUGGGCGCCGCCAUCCUCUGGCUGCUGUACUCCCACCGACCGCCCCCAGGCAGACUCCCCGCACCCAAUGCCCACAACUGGAGGCUCGGCCAGGCACCUGCUGACCAGUACAAUGACACCUACCCCCUGUCUGUCCCCCAAAGGACGCCAGGUGGGACUCGGUACCGAAUCGCAGUUAUCGCCGACCUGGACACAGAGUCAAGGGCCCAAGAGGAAAAUACCUGGUUCAGUUACCUGAAGAAGGGCUAUCUGACCCUAUCAGACAGCGGGGACAAGGUGGCCGUGGAGUGGGACAAAGGCCACGAGGUCCUGGAAUCCCAUCUGGCAGAAAAGGGGCGGGGCAUGGAGCUGUCCGAUCUGAUCGUCUUCAAUGGGAAACUGUACUCUGUGGAUGACCGGACAGGGGUUGUCUACCAGAUUGAAGGCACCAAGGCUGUACCCUGGGUGAUUCUGUCUGACGGCGAUGGAACUGUGGGGAAAGGCUUCAAAGCUGAGUGGCUGGCUGUGAAGGACGAGCAUCUGUAUGUGGGCGGCCUGGGCAAGGAGUGGACCACCACCACGGGGGAGGUGAUGAACGAGAACCCGGAGUGGGUGAAGGUGGUGGGCUGCAAAGGCAGCGUGGACCAUGAGAACUGGGUGUCCAGCUACAAUGCCCUGCGGGCCGCCGCUGGGAUCCGACCGCCAGGCUACCUCAUCCACGAGUCUGCCUGCUGGAGUGACACACUGCAGCGGUGGUUCUUCCUGCCGCGCCGCGCCAGCCACGAGCGGUACAGCGAGAGGGAUGAUGAGCACAAGGGCACCAACCUGCUGCUGAGCGCCGCCCAGGACUUCGGCGACAUCUCUGUCAGCCACGUGGGGGAGGUGGUCCCCACACACGGCUUCUCAUCCUUCAAGUUCAUCCCCAACACUGAUGACCAGAUCAUCGUGGCCCUCAAAUCCGAGGAGGACAGCGGCAAGGUUGCUACCUACAUCAUGGCCUUCACACUUGACGGACGCUUCCUUCUGCCAGAGACCAGGGUCGGAGGUGUCAAGUACGAAGGAAUAGAAUUUAUUUAAACUGAAGAAAUGAAGCUGUUGAGCAAGGCCGAGGAGUGGGCAGUUUUAAGCUACAUCAGGACUCAGAUUUCAUAAAUACCAGAGGACUGCACUUUUAUGUGGUGUUUUGUUUGCUUUUUUUUCUUCUCAGAACGCUGCGGCAGAUGCGCGAUAUAGAGGUCUCCAGAACGGGGCUCAGCCCCAGGUGUGUGAGCAGAGGUCUGAUUUCCUGGAGCUGGGCAGGGGCUGCCAGCGCAGGCUCUCACCCACCGGUCCUCUGCGCUGCCAGCUGGUGGUAGAAGCUGAUCAUUGCAGGCAUCUUAAUUUGGGGCCCAUCCUCUCUGAUUCUGCUAGGUCCUUUCUUUCUUCCAUCUGACCUCCCUCUUUCUUUCCAUUUGUUCUUUUGUUCAAUAAAUUUUUCUUGAGCUGUUACUCUGUGUCAAGCACUGUGCUCCCUCGGGGAACACAAUAGUGAGUUGGAAGUGGACCUGACCGUCGGGAACUUCCAUGCCACCCCUUUUCUUCCUCCUCGUGAACCUCGGGCAUUAAAUCCUCCCCUCCAGGUCCUCGGGAAAACACCUGUGUACACUGCAGGAUGCUACAGGGCUGUGAGUGAGGGCAGGCCCCGUGGAGCCCUCUGCCCAAGUGCUGCAGGGAAGGGUGCGGGCUCCUCCCUCCAUCCCAAGCUGCACGUUAGACAUCUCAAGUCCAUGGGGCGACUCCAUGUUCUCCCUUCAGGAAAAUUCUGUGGCUACGUAGCACUUUGACGUUUUAAUUAUUAUUUUAAUUAAAGCCAUUCCUUUUGUCAUAGAAUGGAAUUGCCAAAUCUUAUCUCACAGAGCAAAGUCCCAUCGUUAAAUUCAUUCUCAGCAGUGGAGGAAAUUGUAAUUAAGCAGUUAGAGUUGGUGAGGCAAGUUUAUAAUUGUUUCUAAGUCCUUGGCCAGAGGAUACAAAGAUAAAGAAAACAUUGCCUUUUUCUGGCAACUAUCAGAAAUUGUCAUGCCUUUAAAGCCUUCCAUGAAUGACUUGAAUUUUUAUUUCCUGACUCAGUGAGACCCAGGUUCUGAGGGCCAGCAACCGGCUCCAGGCACUGGGCUGCUUUACUCUGGAGGUUGUGACGAGGCCUGCCCGGCCCUGCGCUUUCCGUCCCUGGUCUUUUAUUUCUCCUCUUCCCUGUGGGAGCUUUGCAGCCUCUUCUCCGUGGAAGCUCUUCACGCAAACCUUGGCUUGUCUUCGUCCCUGUGGUCUUUUCUCAGUGCCCCAGGGUAAAGGCAGAGAGUUUGGGACAGGUCAGCCGGGACCAAAGCCUAGAAGGGCCGUUGCCAUCCACCCACAGUGCCCCUCGCCCAGAAGCUACCUCACCCCCCAGGAGAAUGUAGGGCUACUGUGAUGGCUGGGAAGGGCCAUCUUGUAGGCUCUGACUCUUACUGUGUGGAUCCCUGUGUCACAGACUUUUCCCACUUUGAAACUGUAAUACAGCUGCUAGGAGGGAACCCAGUAAGGAUGGUUGUCUGUCUGUUGUCUGGUUGUCUGUUUCUUCCAAACAAAUGGCAGAAGAACGGAAACAAGCUAUUGAAUGUGACACACAUCUCUAGAACUCGGCUCCCAUACAUAUCCCUCCCGGACAUAGCCCGGAGGACCCAAGUCUUUUCUGACCUUGCCUGGCUGGGCUCCCUGGCCCACCUCCUUGAUGAACUGUCAGGGCUGUGUGAUUUUAAAACUACAGAGAUGAAACUUGGAGGACUGGAAACAGUCCCUAAGUUGAGACCUCUCUGCCUCAGCUGUGGCCUAAGUGCCCAGCAGCAGCAUUUUCACACUCAGUGAUUUUCAAAUAUUUCCAGGCUAGCCUUUUCCCCCCUCUAUAUUCGCUGCUGUAAGCGUAAUGAUUGUGUUCCUUCCUAUUGGAGCCAUUGUUUUGUAAACAAUAAAGUGCCAGAGGGGCCUGUGAGUA